ACGAGUGACUUUCGGCACGUGGGUAAGAUGCUCUUUCAGUGAACUUUAGAAAGCUACUUGGAGCUAUGGAAGGACAUUCAACUCCGUUUAAAAGAGAUAUUGACAAAGAUAAUCAAAUUGAAACACUAGAGCUGUAAAACGUUCAUACCUCCGGGGGUUAUGUUAUGUAUGUUGUGUUAUAUGUCUUUACGAUAUCUAAUGAUAGUAUAAAGUAGCAACUGCCAAGCUAGGGUUAAAGGACACCUCAUUUUUUGUUUGCUUUACAAGAACCCUUUGUGCCUCAGAACAGCACUUUGCAGCCUCAGAAGACGGAGCUACUAAAGAGAGUUGCUCUGCUAAUGAAGGGUAAAAUGGACCUCUCGAAUCUACUGUGCCAAGCGCCCAGUCAGAAUUCAAAAAGGAAUGGACAAAAUGACCAUAAAUUUGACAAGCAGGCAGAAGACGUCUUUCAGCUUCUUGCUGCGGUCAUCGAAAAGGGAGAAUUAAAGGCCAUCAUGGACAUGUACACAGACGAGACGGGUUUUAAUUGCCAAGAAUUUCUACAAGAUUUGAAGAAAGUGGAAGAUUGCCAUAAAAAAUCAAGACCACCUUCUAGAAGCAACAAAGUCUCAGCGCAGUCACUGGGAUUUUUCAUUGACAUUCCUGAGGAUCAAGUGUAUUCUUCCCCGAGCUCGAAGCUCUCCAUCAGACGAAGCCGAAAGCCAUUCAGUAUUUCUUACGAAGCCUUAGUUUGGAUAGUAUUUACGAUCGUGACGACACUGUGCGUGGUUGAUCGAUUUGUUCUGAAAGGUGACGUGGUGCUUGGACGAGCAGCAAAAUUCCCCAAGCGUCUUUGGGGUACAAACAUUGGUGAGACAAUCACUAAUGUCGUGUGGGGUGUCACAGCACGUAUGAUCAUUACCUCUCAGAACUUGAUGUUUUACACGAUGCUGUGGUGCUUUCCAAACUUCAUCAGCGAGAUCGCUCCAAACUGGAUUACACUGGACGGAAUCCGUGCUGUUCAUUCAAGAAUUCACACGUUCGCUGGAGUAUUCUUGAUGGCUAUACCAUCUCUGGCCCAUGUACUGGUGAUUUUCGUUCCACCCCUUAUUGACGGCACAAACCUGAAGUAUUAUCCACCGAGCACGUUCAACUAUAGCAAGUAUCCAGACCACCUGAACUGGUCGGAAUUCUGGGAUCCUGCAGCUGUUCAGGGCUGGACAUUUAACGACCACACAGGCGUUCAUCUGACGGCUGACGAGAUCUACCGUUUCAUGAUCAUAAUUGUCAUAUUCUGCAUCUUUGUUCCUCUGAGCAGAUCGCAUUACGCAAACCAUGGAAGCUAUUCUUUGGCAAUGGCCUUGCACAUCUNGUCUAUCACAAAUGCCGUUCUCUGA
Messenger RNA from Orbicella faveolata, 1376 nucleotides. RefSeq lists its product as uncharacterized. The record is from RefSeq and is a predicted model, not a curated record. NCBI's taxonomy places the organism in Eukaryota, Metazoa, Cnidaria, Anthozoa, Scleractinia, Merulinidae.